Molecule: messenger RNA, 1311 nt
Organism: Nestor notabilis (Kea)
Lineage: Eukaryota; Metazoa; Chordata; Aves; Psittaciformes; Psittacidae
Gene: KRT20
Product: keratin 20
Exons: 8
Coding region: 1-1311 (436 amino acids)
Molecular function (GO): structural molecule activity
Source: RefSeq, a predicted model, not a curated record
AUGGCGUUUUCUACCCGAAGCUCCCAGUGGGGUACAAGCACCCGCUUCCACCCCACAGCACCCAGUGUCAGCGGGUUGAAUUCCCGGCAAACAGCCAUUCAAAGGCUUCAGGCACCUAGCGUCUACGGGGGGGCUGGCGGCUACGACACCCGCAUAUCCACCAGCACCAGCUACGGGCAACGCUUUGGGGGUAACUUCCAGCUGAGUAUUAGUGACAAUGAUGUGCUGCUCACUGGCAAUGAGAAAUCAACAAUGCAAAACCUAAAUGACCGUUUGGCUUUGUAUCUGGAGAAGGUACGUUCACUAGAAAGGGCAAACUCCCAGAUUGAAAAGCAGAUCAAAGAGUGGUAUGAGAAGAACACCACAGACAUAAGGCAUGACUAUAGCUCAUACUUCAAAACCAUUGAAGAGCUCCAGAAUAAGAUUGGUGCUGCACAGUUGCAAAACGCGAGGCUUGUUCUGGAGAUUGACAAUGCCAAACUGGCUGCUGAUGAUUUUAGACUGAAGUAUGAGAAUGAACUCCUGCUCAGGCAGAGCGUCGAGAGUGACAUUAAUGGACUGCUCCGAGUUCGUGAUGACUUGACUUUAACAACAUCUGACUUGGAGUCCCAAAUUGAAAGGGUGAAUGAAGAACUGAUUUUCCUUAAGAAGAACCACGAGGAGGACGUCGAGAGACUGCGCAAACAUGUGGGGGGCUCAGUUAACGUAGAGGUGGACGCUGCUCCAGGCGUGGAUCUUGCAACUAUGAUGGAAAAUAUGAGAAAGCAAUAUGAAGAAAUGGCAGAAAAGAACCGUCAAGAAGCCAAAGAACAGUUUGAAAAGCAGACAGAAGAACUGAACCAGGAAGUAGCAAUCAGCGUUGAACAGCUGCAAGCCCAGAGGAAAGAGGUCACGAACCGGAGACAGAUCUUCCAGGGGCUGGAGCUGGAAUUACAGUCCGAGCUUAACAUGAAAAAGGCUUUAGAGGACACUCUGGCUGAAACUGAAGCCCAUUACAGUUAUCAGCUAGUCCAAAUACAGGAAACAGUUGCCAAUUUAGAGGGCCAACUGAGGCAGCUCCGAGCUGACAUGGAGGGGCAGAAUACCAAGUACAGCAUACUGCUGGACAUCAAGACGCACUUGGAAAUGGAGAUUGCCACGUACCGCCAGCUGCUGGAAGGGGAGGACAUCAGACAUUUCCAAGUGGAUGUAUCUACAGCAGAGGUUGAAAAAGAAUCAAGUAAAAUUAAGAAGAUCAAGACAAUUGUUGAAGAGGUGGUUGAUGGCAAGGUUGUCUCCUCUCAGGUCAAGGAGAUUGAAGAGAAAAUGUAA